AUGGUACAAGACUCGAUUGAAUAUGCCAAAAAAUGUCAGGCAUGUCAAAUUCAUGGGGAUUUUAUUCGCCAACCACUAGAACCUCUACAUCCUACAGUUGCAUCAUGGUUAUUUGAUGCAUGGGGACUUGAUGUGGUUGGUUUCUUGCCUAAGUCUUCUCGCCAGUACCUCUUCAUCCUAGUAGCAAUGGAAUACUUUUCCAAAUGGGCUAAAGAAGUUACUAUUCGAGAAGUAAAAAAGGAAGGUGUUGUCAACUUCCUCCGAACUCUCAUUGUCUACGGUGUUCCACGCUACAUAAUCACAGAUAACGAGAAACCAUUCUCAGCAGCAUUGGUGACACAGCUUUGUGACAAGUUUGGCAUUAAGCAGAGGUUUUUAACCAUGUACAAUGCAAUGGCCAAUGGACUUGCAGAGGCCUUUAACAAAACUUUGUGUAAAUUACUUGAGAAGAUUGUGUCAAAGUCCAAGAGAGAUUGGCAUGAACGCUUGGAUGAGGUCUUAUGGGCAUACCGGACAUCUUACCCCACCGCUGCAAAUGCAACUCCUUUUGCUUUAGUAUAUGGUGUAGAAGUUGUACUUCCCCUAGAGAGACAAAUGAACUCCCUAAGGAUGGCUAUCUAA
Messenger RNA from Nelumbo nucifera (sacred lotus), 621 nucleotides. The record is from RefSeq and is a predicted model, not a curated record. Lineage: Eukaryota; Viridiplantae; Streptophyta; Magnoliopsida; Proteales; Nelumbonaceae.